Coffea arabica (coffee) is the source of this 1819-nucleotide messenger RNA. RefSeq names its product interactor of constitutive active ROPs 4-like. NCBI's taxonomy places the organism in Eukaryota, Viridiplantae, Streptophyta, Magnoliopsida, Gentianales, Rubiaceae. The record is from RefSeq and is a predicted model, not a curated record.
UCUCUCCUCUCUCUUUCUUUCUGACUGCAUGUCUAUGCACUGCAGCCUUUCUUCCUUGGUUAUCAACUUUUACCGCCUGAGCUGAGCUCUCUCUUGUAUCAAGAACAAUUGUCCCAUGUAUCUAUAAAUGCCACUCAAUGCCCUCAAGCUAAGGCCUUUUCUCUUCACUUUUUAUGUGGGAUUGUGGGGAGACUUCUGAAUCUUUGUCUGCUCUUUCUACUUUUUUUUUUUUUUUAUUUCUUUAGGUGCAUAAAAGCAGUAAAAGGUGUCAAAAUUUUGAUGAACAUUCUUGCCUUUAUCACUUCCUUCAUCCACAACUAGAAGAGCAACAUAUUCACGGUUAGAACGUUGUAGAGGUUAGCUACUUUCAUCAGUUCUCCAGGAAGACGCGUCACAAGAUCGGUGAAAUGCCACGAUCAAGCGGACCAGAAAUGCCUCAAAGGCGAUCUCCUCGUCCAUCUCAGCUGAGGACCUCUAGCUCUGAUUCUGAGCCCUUGCAUCAUCGAGCAACAACUGACCGGAGUCCUAAGCUUGGAGGCGAUCGGCGAUCUCCAAGAGGUACUCAGCCUGAUCCACUGAAUCAAAAGAAACUCGGAACAAGAAUUGCAGACUUGGAAUCUCAGCUUGGACAAGCACAGGAAGAGCUAAGGAACCUCAAGGAGCAGUUGGUCUCAGCUGAGGCUGCAAAGAAAGCAGCUCAAGAACAACUUGAGAAAAAAACUAGGAAACCAAUUGCUCCUGAGCCAGAAGAGGCUCAAGAUAAAAACUCCUCUCAAAUGCAAGACCAAGAGUCCAGAAGGGGAAACAGAAGUGCGGCAUUUGAAAUUUCUGAGGAGAACCAACAGGAAACUGAUGUGUUUGAAGUUCCAGUUGAAAAGGUAACUUUCGAGCCUGAUGUUGAAGUCAACCAGCAAAUCAAUGAAGAUGAUCUCAAACCCGGGACUGAAGUCCUACCGACAGAAUUCCCAGCCAUUUUGAAGCCAGAGAAGCCCUCAGUUGAUGAAUUGGCUCUGAAAAACGAUGAAAUAAACAUGUUGAAAGUCAUGUUAGAAGAGAAGGAAAAAGAAUUAGCAGUGGAUUGCCAAGAAAAUGAGAACCUCAAAUGUCAGCUGAAGGAAAAAUCUUUAGAGAUAUCAGCAGCUCAGUCAAAGGAAGAGGAAAUAUCUACUAGGCUGAACGAAGUUACUAAGGAGCUAGAAGCAAGCAAGAACAAUUCUAUUCGGAUAAGUGAGAAGCUGGAAGCUGUUGAAAAAGCUAAAGAAGAGUUAGAAGCCGAAAUGAAGAAGCUUCGAGUACAAACAGAACAAUGGAGGAAAGCAGCUGAUGCUGCAGCAGCGGUACUAUCUGGGGGUGUAGAAAUGAAUGGUAGAAGGAUAUCAGAUAGGUGUGGAUCAAUGGAUAAGCACUUUGGCAGUGUCUUUGAAGCACAGGGUGGUGGAUAUCAUGGUUACCUGGGUUCUCCAGGCAUGGUUGAUGACACUGAUGAUGUUUUCGGAGGUGGAAAACGAAAAGGUUCUGGAAUGAGGAUGUUUGACCUGUGGAAAAAGAAGGGCCAGAAAUGAGGUUUGCAGGGUUAUUUGAUAACCCUCAUCCAUCGUUAAGUUGUAUUGACCUGCAAAAUGGUACGCUUACCAUUUUCAAUGUGAUUGCUUAUGUAUAACAAUGGCUAGUACAUCGAUCUUUUGUUAUCAUCUUCAGCAUUAUGCUGGAAGUGAUCCCAACCCCAACCUCGUACAUUUGGGGUUCUAUGAAACUUUUACGUCUCUUCCAUUGAUGGACUUGCAUUCGGUAAUUACCAUCGGUCCAAGAAAUCGUUAAU